This is a messenger RNA of Solanum lycopersicum (tomato), 963 nucleotides long. RefSeq lists its product as uncharacterized. The record is from RefSeq and is a predicted model, not a curated record. NCBI's taxonomy places the organism in Eukaryota, Viridiplantae, Streptophyta, Magnoliopsida, Solanales, Solanaceae.
CUGGUGGCCAAUCAAAACUCUAAAAGUCUACAUCAAUUUUUAGUCAUAUAAAAAUCUACUAGAAAACCAAUAAACUUUAUCAUAAGAUUCAGUAUGAACUAUUAAUGUGUAUACUACUCCAAAAGUUGUCUAUUUGAAAAGAUGAAUUCAAUUGAGAUGAAGAUUAGAGGAGAGCUCGAAAGGGAUGUUGAGAGGGAUUUAGAGGAUGAAAUUAAAGAAGGAAUUUGCCAAUUAGCACUAAGAUUACAUAGGCUUUACAAACAUCAAGAGGAAAAUAACACAAAGAAAUCAUUAUCAAUUGAUGAUCAUGGUACAAGAGAUAUUACGCGAGGUACGACUACUAAAGCUCUCUCUGAAGUGAAUAUAAAUAUAAAGAUGGAAGGAGGGACUAAGAUUGAAAUAAAAGAAACCAAGAAAGAAGCACAUCGUCCGAGAUCUAAUAAGGUGUCGAGUAACAUGGAGGGAAUGGUUAGUACACGUCUACCAAAAUUUGACUGGACACAAAGUUUAAGGUCUGGACAAACUCCCAUUACUGGUUAUGAUAAGAUCGAUACUUCCAGAAAGCAGAUUAAAAAUAUUAGCAGUAAGAAUGGUCAACAAAAUGUUAAAGUCAUCAAAAGUGUGGGGGGAAAAUCUACUAGAGGUUUGAAGUAGAGGGAAAGAGACUUUAAAAUUUGGAAGUCAAUAACAUAAUGUUUAAGUAUUGUUGUUUUGGAUUAUUUGUUUGACCUAACUUUGGGAUAUUGUUCUUGUUUGAUUUAGUAGGGUUACUAUUAUGUUGUGUGAUAUAAUAAGCCUCAAGGAAUAGCAUUGACAAUGAUACAUAUGUUGUUUAUUUUUAUGGGAUUUGAGGAUUUAAGUACUAAUAGGUCUCGAAUAGUACUUAAUUAUUCAUCAUAGUUAUAGUUGUUAUAAUUAUCAUUCACGACUAAUAUUAUACAUUUAAUAUGUGGUUUGACUUGA